CACCAGAACUACCUUGUUAAUGUCAAGGGCAACAAGUUGAUCGUAAAAACCCUCUCGAGUCUCGACGUUCGAAUUCGCUGUUUGCACCCACCACAAUCGGUUUUCAGGAAACCCAACACUGACAAAGUGCACGAAUUUCAAAGCAACGUGAAUACCUACAACCAAAACACACAAAUCCACAGGCCAAACCAAACUACCCACUUUAAUUCUACAGAGAAAUGGGCGAGAAUGGCGCAGAUGCCAUGGAAACGGAGAUGAGUAACGGCGGCGGAGGCGGAGGCGGAGGAGGAACAGGUAGGUGUUUGAGCAGCUUUGUUGACGAAGGUAGCACUGAGAGUCACAGAUACUACCUUUCACGUAGAACACUGUUAGAGAUGCUCAGAGACAGAGGGUACGAUAUCUCAAAUUCGGAAAUCGAGUUCACUCUCCAGCAGUUCCGGGACCUCCAUGGUCAAGCUGUCGACGUUGACCGUCUUCGUAUCAGCGCUUCUCAUGUUUCUGAUCCUGAUAAUAAGAUUCUCGCUGUUUUCUGUGGGACGGGUGUGGUAAAAGUGAAUGCCAUCCGUUGGAUUGCAACACAGAUCAUGAAUAAGGAGAGUUUAAGCCGUUUGAUAAUUGUAGUGCAAAAUCACAUUACAAAUCAGGCUAUGAAAGCAGUGGAUCUUUUUUCAUUCAAGGUCGAAAUAUUCCAAAUAACAGAUUUGCUUGUUAAUAUUACAAAGCAUGUGUUGAAGCCAAGGCAUAGGGUCAUAACAGAUGUAGAGAAAGCAAAACUUUUGAAGAAGUUCAAUUUGAAUGAGAAACAGCUUCCAAGAAUGUCACAGAAAGAUGCAAUUGCUCAAUACUAUGGGCUUGAGAAGGGACAGGUGAUUGAAGUGACCUACAAUGGUGAAAUAACUGGGCUUCAUGUCACUUAUCGUUGUAUUUGGUGAUCAUCUUGCAUCAGAUUUGGUAUUAAUGUAGGGAGAUUGUUUGUUUGUUUGUUUGUUUGUUUGUGUGUGUGUGUGUGUGUAUGCUAAUGAUCUUUAAUUCUAAGAACAUAAAUGCUUUCUAGGUAGUAGUAGUAGUAGUUUGUGUGUUGAAAAAUGUAUGAGCAUAAAGCACAUUGUGCUGUUUAGAAGUUAAUUUGGCUCA
Lactuca sativa (garden lettuce) is the source of this 1134-nucleotide messenger RNA. RefSeq names its product Eukaryotic rpb5 RNA polymerase subunit family protein (gene NRPE5). NCBI's taxonomy places the organism in Eukaryota, Viridiplantae, Streptophyta, Magnoliopsida, Asterales, Asteraceae. The record is from RefSeq and is a predicted model, not a curated record. Gene Ontology annotation, molecular function: DNA binding. Gene Ontology annotation, biological process: transcription elongation by RNA polymerase I; tRNA transcription by RNA polymerase III; transcription by RNA polymerase II.